This is a messenger RNA of Xyrauchen texanus (razorback sucker), 2063 nucleotides long. RefSeq names its product cholinergic receptor, nicotinic, beta 5a (gene chrnb5a). The record is from RefSeq and is a predicted model, not a curated record. The coding region runs from base 175 to 1659 and encodes 494 amino acids. The transcript has 8 exons. Gene Ontology annotation, cellular component: synapse; neuron projection; postsynaptic membrane. Gene Ontology annotation, biological process: signal transduction; nervous system process; regulation of membrane potential. Gene Ontology annotation, molecular function: transmembrane signaling receptor activity; acetylcholine-gated monoatomic cation-selective channel activity. NCBI's taxonomy places the organism in Eukaryota, Metazoa, Chordata, Actinopteri, Cypriniformes, Catostomidae.
CUGGGGCAACAGGGACAUGAGACGGCUGCUGAAUACUGAGAGGGGAAGAGCAAAGCUCGGAGCACAGACAGAAAACCUCGUGAAUCGACAGCACCAGUCCUGAAGAGGAGCGUGUCUGGACAUCACUGUGAACCUUCACCCUGGGCAGACGGAGGCAGAGAGAGGCGGGCAGUGAUGGGGUUCGUGAUGGCAUCAAAGUGGCUGUUGUGUCUCUGGCUCCUUUUGCUGUGCGUGGCAAGGUCUCCUGCUGCUGAUGCUGAGGAGAGGCUUGUAGAUUUUCUACUGGGUCCUGAGCGCUACAAUAAACUCAUCCGGCCUGCAGUCAAUAAAAGUCAGCAGGUCGUUAUAGGCAUCAAAGUCUCGCUUGCACAGCUCAUAAGUGUGAAUGAGAGGGAGCAAAUCAUGACAACAAAUGUGUGGCUGACUCAGGAGUGGAAUGACUACAGACUGGUAUGGGACCCGAAUGAGUAUGAGGGCAUCAAAAAACUACGAAUACCAUCACAGCACAUCUGGCUCCCUGACAUAGUGCUCUAUAACAAUGCAGAUGGGGUGUAUGAAGUAUCGUUUUACUGCAAUGCAGUCGUCUCCAAUACUGGUGACAUUUUUUGGCUCCCUCCUGCGAUCUACAAGAGCGCCUGUGCAAUUGAAGUUCGUAACUUUCCCUUUGAUCAACAGAACUGCACGCUUAAGUUUCGCUCUUGGACAUACGACCGCACAGAGCUCGACCUCGUCUUGACCUCGGAUUUUGCGAGCCGUGAUGACUACACGCCCAGUGGUGAAUGGGAUAUUGUCUCACUCCCUGGCAGAAAAAACGAAGAUCCCAGUGACCUCACAUACCUGGACGUCACAUACGACUUUGUGAUCAAACGCAAACCUCUCUUCUACACAAUUAACCUCAUCAUUCCAUGUGUCCUCAUCACCUCUCUUGCAAUCCUGGUUUUCUACCUUCCGUCAGACUGUGGGGAGAAGAUAACGCUUUGCAUUUCUGUUCUUUUGGCCCUUACUGUGUUCCUACUCCUGAUAUCAAAGAUUGUUCCACCAACGUCAUUGGCCGUUCCAUUAAUAGGGAAGUAUCUGAUGUUUACGAUGGUGCUAGUCACAUUUUCCAUCGUGACGAGUGUGUGCGUGCUCAAUGUGCACCACCGUUCUCCCUCAACACAUCGCAUGCCGGAGUGGGUCAAACGUGUAUUCCUGCAUAAGCUUCCUGGUUUCCUUCUCAUGCGACGACCCGGAAGGUCCAACGUACGGGAAAGGUUUCGAAGGAAGCACCAACGGAAAUCAUUCUCCUCAGAUGCAAAGAACAUAAGGACGGAUGGAGACUCGCUCUUCUUAAGUAAUGACCAGGGCCGUGUCUGCGGGGCCUGGAGAGUUGGGGAUCUUCCAGAGGGGUCAGAGUUCAGGCAGAGAGUGAGGGUCAGACACGACACAGAUGUAGACGAGGCCAUUGAGGGUGUGAGGUUCAUCGCUGAUCAUAUGAAAAUCGAGGAUGAUGAUGAGGGGAUCAUCGAGGACUGGAAGUAUGUAGCCAUGGUUAUCGACAGGCUGUUCCUCUGGAUUUUUAUUCUGGUCUGUGUUGUUGGAACACUUGGACUCUUUGUUCAGCCACUCUUUCAGAGCUACAACACCCCCGUGGCAGAGGACGAAUAUGGGGAUUUUUAAAAUAUCUGCUGGGUGAUCCUGUGACUUUUGGACACAUAUACUGUAUACUGACCCACCCUUGAAAUACACAUUUAAACACACACACACACACACAUAUAAAGAAUUAUCCAGAAGCACAGUGUAUUCGAGUACACCUUCAGCAUUUUAAAUAGCCGAUUUAGGGGGCUGGAUCCCAGUGGUGGAGCAAUGCUGUACAGUCACAGUAUUCAACACAAACUAGCACUCAGAACUGGCCUGCAAGAUUUGACCAUGCAAAUUGUAUUCAUCACAGAUUUCUGGGCAUAUUUGCAUCUUUACGUGGUUCAAAUCAUUCCUUUAGUGAAACAGGUACCUAAACAACCGAGAAUGCAUGUGCAAAUAUACAACCUUAUCAGCAGGCACAAUAACAUUUGAGCGAAUUCCCU